Molecule: messenger RNA, 1563 nt
Organism: Rangifer tarandus platyrhynchus (Svalbard reindeer)
Lineage: Eukaryota; Metazoa; Chordata; Mammalia; Artiodactyla; Cervidae
Source: the annotation of a GenBank genome assembly
AUGUCUGAAUCUGGGCACAGUCAACCGGGGCUCUAUGGGAUAGAGAGGCGGCGGCGCUGGAAGGAGCCAGGCCCUGGCGGCCCCCAGAAUCUCUCCGGACCCGGAGGUCGGGAGAGGGACUACAUUGCACCCUGGGAAAGAGAGAGACGGGAUGGCAGCGAAGAGACCAGCACAGCGGUCAUGCAGAAAACCCCCAUCAUCCUGUCAAAACCUCCAGCAGAGCGGUCAAAGCAGCCCCUGCCUCCAGCAGCCCCUGCUGCCCCGCCUGCCCCGGCCCCUCUGGAGAAGCCCAUUGUGCUCAUGAAGCCCCGGGAGGAGGGGAAAGGGCCAGCGGCCACAAUGAGUGCCUCAACCCCCGAGGGCACUGCCCCACCACCCCCGGCGGCCCCCGUGCCACCCAAGGGGGAGAAGGAGGGGCAGAGGCCCACACAGCCCGUGUACCAGAUCCAGAACCGGGGCAUGGGCACUGCUGCCCCGACAGCCAUGGACCCUGUCGUGGGCCAGGCCAAACUGUUGCCCCCAGAGCGCAUGAAGCACAGCAUCAAGUUGGUGGAUGACCAGAUGAAUUGGUGCGACAGUGCCAUUGAGUACCUGUUGGAUCAGACCGAUGUCCUGGUGGUUGGUGUCCUGGGCCUGCAGGGGACAGGCAAGUCCAUGGUCAUGUCGUUGUUGUCAGCCAACACUCCGGAGGAGGACCAGAGGGCGUAUGUUUUCCGGGCCCAGAGUGCCGAAAUGAAGGAGCGAGGGGGCAACCAGACCAGUGGCAUCGACUUCUUUAUUACCCAAGAGCGGAUUGUUUUCCUGGACACACAGCCCAUCCUGAGCCCCUCCAUCUUGGACCACCUCAUCAACAAUGACCGCAAGCUGCCUCCAGAGUACAACCUGCCCCACACCUACGUUGAGAUGCAGUCACUCCAGAUCGCUGCCUUCCUCUUCACGGUCUGCCACGUGGUGAUAGUCGUCCAGGACUGGUUCACGGAUCUCAGUCUGUACAGGUUCCUCCAGACAGCAGAGAUGGUGAAACCCUCCACCCCGUCUCCCAGCCACGAGUCCAGCAGCUCAUCAGGCUCUGACGAAGGCGCCGAGUACUACCCCCACCUGGUCUUCCUACAGAACAAAGCUCGCCGGGAGGACUUCUGUCCCCGAAAGCUACGGCAGAUGCACCUGAUGAUCGACCAGCUCAUGGCCCACUCCCACCUGCGGUACAAGGGUACUCUGUCCAUGUUGCAGUGCAAUGUCUUCCCUGGGCUCCCGCCUGACUUUCUGGACUCUGAGGUCAAUCUGUUCUUGAUGCCUUUCAUGGACAGCGAGACAGAGAGUGAAACACCGCCUCGCGCAGGACCUGGUUCCAGCCCCCUCUUCUCCCUGCUCCCUGGGUACCGAGGCCACCCCAGCUUCCAGUCCUUGGUGAGCAAGCUUCGGAGCCAGGUGAUGUCCAUGGCCCGGCCGCAGCUGUCACACACGAUCCUCACCGAGAAGAACUGGUUCCACUAUGCCGCCCGGAUCUGGGACGGGGUGAAGAAGUCCUCCGCCCUGGCAGAGUACAGCCGCCUGCUGGCCUGA